AUGAGCUCAGAUUCGGAAGAGAGCCAGGCGAGCGCUCACCAUGACGGCGCCGACGAGGUAGACCUUGGUACAUCGCCCGCAGCUCUACCACCGAGGACUGAGACUUCUGUGGGAAACAAUGGACAGGCGAUGUACGGCGAGGAUGAGGACAUGGAGGAGCUCGCAUCGAUCGCAAGCGGGGACAAUAACAUGACUUUUGCUACACGAAGAAGGAGCGAGGGCGAGACGGAAGAUGACGAGUCUACCUCAGAGCUUCCAAUACGGCAAGCGUUGCAGCGUCCAAAAAGCCCGGAGUCGACAUCUACCCCCGAUGAUACACCGUCGAUCCAGGGCUCGAUGCUUUCCUCUCCUGGUAGCAGCGUCCCCGCGUCGUACAGCUCUCUGCGACCCCAUCGUCCGACCUCUCUGCAGCCUUUCGAGCGACGUUUCUCUGCGCGUCUAUCGCCCUCGCCAUCAGCUUCACCACGCGCCGUGUCUAGCCCCGUUUUUCUGUCAGCGCACUCGAGACAAUCCUCGUUAUCGAGCAAUUUCCUCUUCCAGCCGCAACAAGACGAAGCGGACACACCCCAAUCACCGUGGGAGGUCGUUCGAUGGACCAAGCUGAAGAAGAUAACCGGGCAGGUGUUCUCCGAGGUGGGAAAGCGCAACUUUGGCCGCCCCACAUGUUUGGUAGUCGCCGCUUCUCUGGUUGUUGGAACAUCCAAGGGCUAUAUCCUCGUGUUCGACUAUCAACAAGUGUUGAAGUCGAUCAUAGGACCAGGAACAAAAGCUAUUGAAUGUGGUCCAGUGACAGCCUUAGCCAUAUCCGCCGAUCAUUCUACGGUAGCAGGGGGCCAUGCCACGGGGCAUAUCUUUACUUGGGAGUUGACUAGACCUGCCAAACCGUUCUUGCACAUACCCCCAUUAGAUCGGAAUGCUCUCGACGACAGAAAGUCAGACGGCCACAUCUCUGGUGUUGCCAUUCUCCACAUCGGCUUCCUUGGUACUCGACAUACAGCGCUUGUUUCCGCCGACGAUGGCGGCAUGUCGUUCUCACACUUGGCGACGCGAGGUCUGGGCGCGAUCGCGCGAACAGUGAAGAUUACUCGUGUUCUGGGCCGGUACCCGCUAUCCGAUAAAUCAUCGGAGAGACCUCGGAAACCUAGCUCUGUUCUUGCCUUUUCUCCUCUUCCGCUGGGGAACGUAGAGCAGCCAACGGAUACCAUGGGGUUGACGGCGUUGUUGACUCCAUAUUUGUUAGUCAUCGUUUCCACCACCCCCAUCGCCCAAACACAGCAUAAGGCGUCCAGACCCAAGGACAUUGAGCCACACAGUGCGUUAAGCGGAUGUUUAGCAUGGUUCCCCGCAGUGAAGCUGAAGAACCCAACCAAAGAUUUGGACAAAGCUGUGUCGAAGACGAAACUUGUUUAUUGCUGGUCGAACAUUUUGACGGUCCUGGAAGUGGAUUGUAUCGUGGCUGCGCCCAGCGAGAGGGAGAAGCCGACCGAACUCUCGUUCAGACCGCGAAGCAGGUGGAAAAGCGAAGAAGCGAUCGUGGCCGUUCAAUGGCUUAGCAGAUCCGUACUUGGCGUACUUACGAUCAGCCAACGCCUCGUCAUCUUAGAGGAUAACACACUACGGCCGACCGAUACUUUUGACCUCCUACAGAAGCAGAUAUACCACUCAGACUUGUUCUCGCGGCAGCUUCGACCGGUCAUUGAGCAGUUGGAUGAAGCAGACACGUCGUUGCAUGGCGUUGUUGCGGAUGCUUUCUACAUGAGCUUUCGUGCCUACAAGGGUCGGUUAUUCCUCUUAGGCGUGAAUGACAUUUCCAUCGGCACUUUGUCAAACUGGGCCGACAGACUUAUGGCACUCAUGGAAGAUGGCGACUUUAUCGCUGCAAUUGGCCUUGCAACUUCCUAUUAUGUAGGUGACGCGGACAAGCUGACCGUGGGACUGCCGGAUGACGAUAACGCACGACACGCGUUGGUACAAGAAAAGCUACUGGAAAUGAUAUCGGCCUCACUGAAGUAUACCUUUACCCGAGAAGGUCAAAAUAAUGAGUCAAGCGAGAAGUCAGAAAAAGACCUCGCAGAUAUCUGUUUCACUGGACUGAUUAGCAUGAAGGAGCACGAUUUCUUAUUCGAGGAAGUAUACGAUGCUUUUGAAGAUGCCUCAGCCGAGAGUGUCUUCUUCGAAACACUCGAACCGUACAUUCUAGAUGAAGAAAUCACGGACGUACCACCGAACGUACUCAAGGAUCUCAUCACGUUCUAUGCAUCGGCUGGACGUGCAGCGCGCUUAGAAGAGAUGAUAUGUCGAUUGAGUACGGACACUAUCGACAUCAAUCAAGUCACCACUCUUUGUCAGCAAUACAAUCUCUACGACGCUCUAAUACACGUUUGGACGCAAGCGAUCGGCGACUUCAUCACACCUCUUGUCAACAUCUUAUCGCUCAUCAAGAUCAUAGACUUUAGCGUGGACGAAACCGAAAACAUCUACAUGACUUCCGCAAUGAAAAUUUUCCCGUACUUGGCGUAUACCUUUACUGGUCGCAUCUAUCCCAGCGGAGCUUUUCUUGACGACGAGCAAGCGCAUAGCGCAAAGAAAGACAUGUACAGGUUCCUCUUCUCUGGCAAAAAUCUUGCUUGGCCACCUGGCUCAGGCGACAUAGUCUGGACAAGGACAGACAAAGGCCUAGAGCCACCAUUCCCCUAUUUGCGGCUUGUGUUAGAAUUCGAUGCAUCGAGCUUCAUGAGCAUGUUGAAUGAAGCAUUUGAAGACAAUUUCUUGAACGGAGAGCAAGAUGCGGCGAAUGGAACCCAGGUCAACGGAGCUAAGCAUAGUACGGCUCUCACGCCUACAAGACAGUACAUCAUCAACAUCCUACUUGGGAUUAUGACUCCAGACGUUUUCGAUGCCGAGGACAUUGUCUACUUUUACAUGUUCGUCGCUAGGAAUCUACCUAAAUAUCCACAGCACAUAAUGCUACCGGGCACAUCGCUACACCAGAUACUACUAGGGCUGUGCGAGUACCCUACAGAAGUCAUCAAGGAGGACUGCCAGCUUUCUGUCGAAUACCUUCUCUCCAUUUAUCACCCUCCGAACCUCCAAACACUCGUGCCCCUCUUUGAAAAAGCUGGGUUCCACCGCGUGCUUAAGACUGUUUAUCGUGGCUCGCAACAGUACGCGAAGCUGCUCGAUACCUAUCUGGACGAUACUGAGGACAAGGAAGCUGUCUUCGGGUGCAUAGCGGACUGCUUGCGAUCAAGCAAAGGCCCUACUAAGAAGCAACUCGGUGAAGUCAAGAAUGUAAUCGUCUUUCGCGCCAGAGACGUUGUGAACAUUGAUUCCGCCCGUGCUGCCACCACGUUGAAACAGUACGCUUCAGACUUGCUUAUACCAGUGCUUGAAGCGCUUAAAGACGAAUCCGAUUUACAGUAUCAGUAUCUGAAAGCUCUCAUUGAGCCAACAGAUCCUGCUACUGGUGAAUCGCGCACCAUCAGCGAAGACCUGCCAUUAGGCUUCAUCGAGCAGUACGUUCAGCUCAUGUGCAAGUUCAACAGCGCCCACGUUGCAGAUUUUGUUAGCCUGCUCAAAUCGGGAGAUUUGAAGCUAGACCCGGUUCUCCCCGCCCUUGAAAAGAGCGGGGUUGUGGACGCUGCGGUCGUUCUCAUGGCUCGCGACGGACUCGUCAAGGACGCCAUGGAUCGCCUAGUUAAACAUCUGGGUACCCUUGAGACCGCCUUAACGGGCUUGAUCAACGCAGCUUCAGAGACCCCAGAUAUAGGCAACACCGAAGAAGCGGUGCAUGACCUACUUGAAGACAUCCAAAAAUAUGUCAAAGUUGGCAUCUGGCUGUGUCAGGGUCAAACACGAUCUACAGACCGUAUGCCUUACAGUCUUGCCGACAGACGUAAGUCAGCAUAUGGUGAGGUCCGAGAAGAAGACCUCGCACUUGACGAGCUCCUUUGGCUCGAUCUUGUUGACUCAGUCGUCAAGCUGAUCAAGAACAUCUCUGCCGCAACUACUGAUCUCCAAGCCGCGCUAGCAUCUUCAUCAACCACACAAGCCGAAUCCAUCGACACCGCGAAGAUAACAACGACCCUCCGCUCCUCCGUACAACAAACCUUCUCCGCCCUCUUAACCUCUACCACCGUGCCUGCAAAACGACAGCCCCAGCCAACAUCCCGAGCACACCCAAGCCGACCACCUCUCACAACCCGUCGCUCCCAGCCUCAAACCAACCCAUCUUUUCUCCGCAUCCUACGCGCCUUCCUCACCCGGGCUUCUACCACCUCGCCAUCAUUAUCACACCUCCGCUCCGUCCUCGCAGAAAUAUUCUCAGCCUACACCUUCGAAGAAACCAUCCUCAGCCUCGCCAACCGCUUCCUCGAUAAAGAAAGCUUCGAGCACGUCCGCGAGAUCAACGAGCUGCGCCAGCGCGGAUGGCGACCCCGCGGACAAGUAUGUGAAGGCUGCCGCAAGCGGGCGUGGGGCCCUGGUACUGGGGGCGCGAUUUGGGAAGCUUGGGAGAGGAGUGAGAAUAAUAGACUGUUAAAACGAAUCGAAACUGUGGCAGAGGAACACGGGGCGAAGGGGAAGGGAAAGAGUACGAGGACGGAUGUUGGGGAGGGAUUGUGGGGGAAGUGGGACGCUGGUGGUGUUUGCGUGUCGACAUUUGUGGCAUAA
Molecule: messenger RNA, 4671 nt
Organism: Didymosphaeria variabile
Lineage: Eukaryota; Fungi; Ascomycota; Dothideomycetes; Pleosporales; Didymosphaeriaceae
Gene: VPS8
Product: Vacuolar protein sorting-associated protein 8
Exons: 2
Coding region: 1-4671 (1556 amino acids)
Biological process (GO): protein targeting to vacuole; endosomal vesicle fusion
Cellular component (GO): HOPS complex; late endosome
Molecular function (GO): protein binding
Source: RefSeq, a predicted model, not a curated record